AUGACUACUCGUCAAAUAAAAUUCUCGAAAGCUGUACCACCGAAUAUCUCUGAUAGCAGUUCUGCUCUUUCGUGUAACAUUCAAAACGAAUCCUCUCAGUCGCAAUCAAAUUCAACUGUAGUGGUCAAGUCUGGUGGUCCGUCGAAACUUGUGACAAUAAUCACAAAGUAUCCCUUUACUUUCGCGGCUCUUCUAGUCACGUGUAUUUCCGUAUUAUGUGCAGCAAUUGUAUGCAUUGUUAUUCUCACUCACAAUUCACCAAUUGAUGAGUCUUCUUUAAUGAACGUUACAGAAGAAUUGUUGAGCUCGAAUAUUACACUAACGGAGAUAACAACGGCUACCACUGAAAGAAAACUCAACAAAUGGAAACAGAAUGCAACGACUGUCGCUGGAGGAAAUGGAAGCGGAGGAGAACUCAAUGAACUCGCUUAUCCUUCCGGAAUCUUUAUUGAUCAAAACGAUGAUAUGUUGAUUGCUGAUUUUAGGAAUCAUCGAGUUGUACGAUGGAAACUACAUGAAAACGGAGGAGUAGUUGUUGUAGGCGGGAACGGAAAAGGAAAUGGAACUAAUCAAUUGAAUGAACCAUCCUGUGUGAUUGUGGAUCAAUAUAAUAAUUCUUUGAUCAUUUGCGACUCUGGAAACAAACGAGUGGUUCGAUGGUUCAGUGGAACUCAACACAAAACUAUCAUUCAAAAUGUCGAUUGUUUUGGUUUAGCAGUAGAUAAAUACGGAUAUCUUUAUGUUCCUAAUCCCAGGAAGAGUGAAGUUAGAAGAUGGAAAAUAGCAGAAGAAAUUGGAGAAGAAGAAGGAGUAGUAGUUGCUGGAGGACACGGAUAUGGAGACAAUCUUAACCAAUUCAAGAGUCCCGGGUUUGCUUUUGUUGACGAUGAACAAGCAGUGUAUGUAACAGACCAACAGGCACAUCGUGUAAUGAAAUGGAGGAAAGGCGUUGAUGAAGGAAUUGUUGUUGCAGGUGGAGACAAUUGGGGAAAUGAUCUGAAUCAAUUGGCUCGUCCUAUGGGAAUAGUUGUUGAUCAUUUUGGCCAAAUCUAUGUUGCUGACGAAGAAAAUAAUCGAAUAAUACGUUGGAGUGAAGGGAGUCGACAAGGUGAAAUAAUUGUUGGUGGAAAUGGAAAAGGAGCAGAAUCGAAUCAGUUUGCUUAUUCUAAAGAUUUAGCAUUCGAUACUGGAGGAAAUCUAUAUGUCGCAGAUGUGGGAAAUAAUCGAAUUCAGAGAUUUGAUUUAAUUUGA
Molecule: messenger RNA, 1251 nt
Organism: Adineta ricciae
Lineage: Eukaryota; Metazoa; Rotifera; Eurotatoria; Adinetida; Adinetidae
Source: the annotation of a GenBank genome assembly